AUGGCUUCUGCCGAGACAGCAAUAGUUGCUGAGACAGCAAUAGUUGACAAGACAGAGGAAGUCGAUAAUAAUGCCACUGUAACCCCCCUCAACAAAACAACCAACAUUCAAGAAGUUGAAACUUCGACAGUUCCAACCAGCGAAAUAAAGGAGGAAGAAAUAAAGGAGGAGGAAAAAAAAGAGGAGCAAAAAGUGGAAGAAACACGGGUAGAAACGGUGGUAGAAGAAAAAAGGGUGGUAACAGAGGAAGCCACUGAAGUAAAAACUGAAAAAAUUGUGCAUGAAACAGUAGUUUCCGAGAAGGUCGAGAAUGUUGAAAAACAAGAGACGGAACAAGAGCAAGAGGAAAAAGAAUUUAUAGACUCAGGUUAUUUAUACAAAGGAAGAAGUAAUAAUGAUAUAAUUAGUAAUAUUCGCAACUUUGUUAGUUGGAAUAAUUAUUACUUUGUCUUUGGCGAGAAAGAAAUUCCCAAGACAAAUCUUGUAACAUAUCAUCGAAGACAUGUAAAGCAUUUACCAAAAGCCGGUAAAGCUCAUACCACUAAUCAACCACCACCACAAGCCUCCGCUGAAGCAGCAGCAACUGAAGAUGGUGCUGAAGCUGCUACCUCCACUGCAACAGCCACCGAGGGUGAAGAGUCUGAAUACGAAAAACAUAAUAAAGCGUUAUUCACCACUAUCGCACAUGCAACACAAACCGGCAGAGGUUUAUUAUUAUAUUAUAAAUCCAACAAAACUCAGCAUCUCUCCCAGCCCCAAGGAAUCGUUGAUCUCGCUGAUAUCGUGGAAAUCAACAAGAAUCCACAAGCUAAUAAAAGUUUCGCUUUCAGUAUUAAAGCGAAAACUCGGGAAUACUUUUUCCACGCCGCCGACAAAAAAGAAUUGAACAUGUGGGUUAAUACUAUCGAAGCAAAAAGAGAAGAAGCAAAAAAAAUAGCUGCUGAGGUGUAUAAUACAACAGGCUUCAAAGAAGUUUAUAGUGAUUUGGUUAAUCGUAAAGAACCGUUCAGUGGCAAAAAAGCAGCCGAUGGAGUUGGUUCUGAUGUUAUUUCUUCCGGUGAUGAGAUCGACGAGCCUGAAGCACUGGCAACUCGAUUAGAAUCAACCGGCUCAACUCAAAAAACUCCUCUCGAACAAAAACGUAAAACUUUUUCUUUUAAUCUCUUUGGCACAGCAACACCAAAAAAGACUACCGAAGCUGAAGAAACUGUGAAAGAAGCUGCUGACGAAGAAAACGCCGCCGAAGUUACCACCCCUCCUACAAUUAAUACGGCUGCUACCGAGGAAAAACCCAAAGAAGGAGAGAAAUCUCCGGAUGGAAAAAAAGGAGGAUUAAGUUUCUUUUCUAAAGGUCAAAAGAAACAAAAAGCGAAAGAAGGUGAAGUCAAAGAAGACACAAAAGACGAAAAGAAAGAUGAAAAUGAGAUUAAAGAAGAACCGAGAUCUGAUGAAGAAGUUGGUGCCGAAACUAGUACAGCCGCCGCUGCCGCCGAAGCGCCAGAAGUGAAGAAAGGAGAGAAACCCGAGAAAGAUGGAAUAUUUGGCAAAUUCUUCGGGAAGAAAUCUGCUGCUUCUGGUAAAGAAGAAAUUGAAGGUGCCGUUGAAGAAACAGCACAAAAAGAGGAUGAUGAAACUAAAACAGCAGCCGUAGUAUCUCAAGAAAAAACCAAGGAAGAAGCAGCAUCAUCUUCAGCACAUAAAAAGAGACCAAGUGUUGGUUUCGGCAGUUUCUUCUCCAAAAAAUCCGAAGUAAAGUCUGACACCGAAGAAGAACGCAAAAAGGAGGACGAGACAUUGGAAAAGACGCCUGAAGAAAAAGAACCGAAAAAAGACGAGGAUGUGCCAUUGGAUGAUGAUGAAAAGCCCAAAGAGUCAAAGAAAGCUAAAAGUUUCACGUCAGAAAAUCAGCCACUCACUCGACGAAUCACUCAAAAAAUUUUUUCCAAAAAAUCAGAAGCAAAAGCCACAGAAACAACGGUUACUGAAGAGACCACAAAUACGGCGGCUGAAACUGUAGUUGUACAUGCGACUGAGGAAAGUGAGUCUCAAGUUCUAGAGAAGACGGAAGAAGCGACGCCGUCAACAGGAUUAGCAGAUAGUUCCGCCGAUCAAAAACGGUCAAUUUUUAAACGAAUCUUUAAACGUCAAGUUCCACCCAGUGAAGCAACACAUGAAAAAGUCAAUUCAACGGAAAUGGCAGCUGCUCCAGAAGUAACUACCGAAGUAAAUGCUGAGACUCCAACAGAAACAAAAGUUGAAACGGAAUACGAGAAAUUAGUAAAAGAGAAAGCCGACGAAAUUCUAAAGCACGGACAUCUUCAAAAACAUUCACAAAUUCUCAAGAGUAUACAAUCUCGAUACUUUAUAUUCUUCAAGGAUGGCACUUUGACUUAUUAUAAUCAGGAGAAACACGAUGAUACUGGGAAAACAAUCAAGAUCGAUCGUGGAGUUGAGAUUGAAACUACCGAAACGAAAACAGUUUCGUUUGAAGUAAAGACCAAAACACGUGAUUAUUUGAUAAUUGCAAAAGAUCAAGCAGAGCGUGACGAAUGGAUUAAUGCGUUGCAAGAAUUUAAGAAAACUUUACCCGAGGAACCUUCAUCAAGUAAUAUAAAAGAUUCAGUUGUUCUUGAAGCACCACAACCAACUGAUGAAGGUGAAAUGGCCAAAGAAGUUGAAGAGUCAUUUAAGAAGGUUCAUGAAGAGGCUAAAGAAACAGAAGUUACUUUAGCUGCUGCCUCCUCUUCCAGUCAAGCUGUCGAAUCAACUGCUACCGCAACCACCACCACUACUGAAAUUGUUGAGCAGGCAGCUGAAAUAACAGCUAGUUCAUAA
Molecule: messenger RNA, 2835 nt
Organism: Ambispora leptoticha
Lineage: Eukaryota; Fungi; Glomeromycota; Glomeromycetes; Archaeosporales; Ambisporaceae
Source: the annotation of a GenBank genome assembly